Microthlaspi erraticum is the source of this 1494-nucleotide messenger RNA. The record is from the annotation of a GenBank genome assembly. NCBI's taxonomy places the organism in Eukaryota, Viridiplantae, Streptophyta, Magnoliopsida, Brassicales, Brassicaceae.
AUGGAGACGCUAGAAACUGAAAAACCUCUGGUCAAACCUAUUUUUGAUCAUUCUGAGAACAAGUCAAAAGCAAGAAGAAACGCUGUCGUCUCAGCUCUGUUUCAGCCCUUUCAAUGGCUACAAAUGCUAUGCCAUCGACUAAAUCCAAGCUUUGUCCUUGGAGUCGUCCUCGUGUACGGUCUAAACCAAGGAUUCUCUGGGUCUUUCUUCAAAGUCGUCACGGAUUAUUACUGGAAAGAUGUACAGCAAGUGCAGCCAUCCGUUGUGCAGCUUUACAUGGGAUUAUAUUACAUCCCAUGGGUCUUGAGACCUAUUUGGGGUCUCCUCAGCGAUGUUUUCCCGAUCAAAGGUUACAAGAGAAAGCCUUAUUUUGUGGUUUCUGGUGUUCUUGGUUUGGUCUCUGCGAUUGCAAUUGUAGUUCUUGGCAAGUUGCCCGCUGCUCUGGCUUUGACCUGCCUCAUAGGUGUCUCUGCAGCUAUGGCUAUUGCAGAUGUGGUGAUUGAUGCGUGUAUAGCAACAAACAGCAUCAAUAUCAGAUCUUUGGCUCCUGAUAUACAGAGCCUUUGUAUGGUUUGUUCGUCUGCUGGUGCUUUGGUCGGAUACGCAACUAGUGGAGUCUUUGUUCACCGGUUUGGACCUCAGGGAGCAUUAGGGGUAUUAGCAUUGCCACCUGCAACGAUUGUCAUACUUGGGUUUUUCAUCUACGAGAAAAGAUCUUCUACUGUCCUUGUACAGAAAAACAAAAAGGACACGGAUGGCAUAGGAAUAGCGGUGAAAGGAAUGUACAAAACAAUAAAGUAUCCCCAAGUAUGGAAGCCAUCACUUUACAUGUUCAUAUCCUUAGCUCUCAACUUCAGCACUCAUGAAGGUUACUUCUACUGGUACACUGACUCUACAGAUGGGCCCGCCUUUUCCCAGGAGUUUGUGGGUGUAAUCUACGCAAUCGGGGCAUUGGCAUCGAUGUUUGGAGUUCUCAUAUACCAGAAGAAGCUCAAAGGCUAUUCGUUUAGGAACAUACUCUUCUUUGCACAGCUUCUAUACGGCUUCUCAGGAAUGCUUGAUCUCAUUUUCAUCAAACGCUGGAACUUAACUCUCGGGAUACCCGAUUCCUUCUUUGUGAUAGCCGAAGAAUCUUUCUCAAGGAGCAUAAGUAAGAUCAGGUGGAUCCCGAUGGUCGUGCUCAGCACAAGGCUCUGUCCUCUGGGAAUCGAAGGCACUUUCUUUGCUUUCCUCAUGUGCAUUGAUAGUCUCGGACAGCUUGCUUCUAAAUGGAGUGGAGGGCUCGUUCUUCACGCUUUUGGUGUCACCAGACACGAGUUUGGGAAUCUCUGGCUCGUGAUUCUUCUCAGGAAUGUCCUCAGAUUCGCUACCUUGUCUUUCAUUUUCCUCGUUCCGGAUUCUGAUCAUUUGGAUGAUCUUGUGCCCUCUGAUGUGUUGCCAAAAAACGAACCACAAGAAGAUGAUGAUGAUGAUAUUAAACUUUUGCUUCUGUAA